AUGUCGAACCCACGUAUCGAAGAGCUCCCAGAUGACGAGCCAGUCACCAAGAACGUCACCGCGGAGGAUGAUGCAUCUUCUGACUCCGAUUCCGAGGGAGAGGCUGCUGAGUCUGGAAUCCCCGCCGAGGGUCAAAUCGUCCACUCCCGCAACGAGAAGAAGGCGCGCAAGUCGAUCUUGAAGCUCGGUCUUACUAGAGUUCCUGGCAUCACCCGUGUCACCCUGAGACGUCCAAAGAACAUUCUGUUCGUCAUCAACCAGCCCGAGGUCUACAAGUCACCAAACAGCAACACCUACAUUGUCUUUGGUGAGGCCAAGAUCGAGGAUCUCAACUCCCAAGCUCAAGCUUCCGCUGCUCAACAGCUCGCUGCCCAAGAGUCCCACGACCACGCUGGCCACGACCAUGCCGGUCACGACCACUCCGGACACGACCACGGCAAGGGCAAGGCUAUCGAGGCUGAUGACAAGAAGGACGACGAAGAGGACGACGGAGAAGAGGUUGAUGCGUCUGGUCUCGAGGACAAGGACAUUGAGUUGGUCAUGACCCAAGCCAAUGUCUCGCGCAACAAGGCCGUCAAGGCAUUAAAGGAGAACGAUAAUGACAUUGUCAACUCUAUCAUGGCUCUCAGCAUAUAG
This is a messenger RNA of Drepanopeziza brunnea f. sp. 'multigermtubi' MB_m1, 636 nucleotides long. RefSeq lists its product as uncharacterized. Gene Ontology annotation, cellular component: nascent polypeptide-associated complex; ribosome; cytoplasm. Lineage: Eukaryota; Fungi; Ascomycota; Leotiomycetes; Helotiales; Drepanopezizaceae. Gene Ontology annotation, biological process: protein targeting to membrane; translation. The record is from RefSeq and is a predicted model, not a curated record. Gene Ontology annotation, molecular function: structural constituent of ribosome.